CCACACAAGAAAAUUGUUCUAUUGAGAUUUAACAAGCGCAGCUUGCCAUAGUACAGAGAGAGAGAGAGAGAGAGGAAUGGAGGAGAGAAAGAUAGUGGUGGUGGUGGAGGAUGUGGAGGCGGCGAGAACAGCGCUCCGAUGGGCUCUGCACAACCUCCUUCGCUACGGUGAUUUGGUUACGCUCCUUCACGUGUUCUCCUCCUCCUCAGGCAGCAACCGCCAACACCGCCACCGCAACCGCCUCAGGCUCCUCCGCCUGAAUGGCUUCCACUUAGCCCUCUCCUUCAAAGACAUCUGCACUAACCACUUCCCCUUCACGAAGAUGGAGAUCGUCGUCACCGAAGGCGACCGGGAUGGCCGGCGAUUGGCCGCCGUCGUCAGGGAGAUCGGAGCUUCGGCUCUCGUCGCCGGACUCCAUGACCAGAGCUUUCUCCACAAGUUGGCGAUAGCCCACACCAAUAUUGCCACUAAUUUUAAUUGUAAAGUUCUCGCCAUAAAGCAACCCCCACCAUUAAUGCAGAAGUCCACUGCGCUACCUCAACCUGGCUGUUCAACUAACAUGGACUUCUCGCAGAUCGAGAUCACAAGAUUGCCUGGUCCACAUGUCCCUCCACCAAAAAUUCCAUAUCGAAUUUUCCCAAGUCUUGCAAUUUUAUGGAGAUCAAGGAGAACAAAAAAGAGAGAAAGUUCUUGGGAGGAGGCUUAAUAUAUAUGGAGGUACAAAUUGGCAAGAUUAAGUCCAUUGGAAACACAAAACAUUUUUUACCCUAAAGCAAUGGCUUCAAAGUUGGGGUUUGUUUUUGGAUUAUAGUACAUAAUGUAUACAAAUAGCAAAUUUGACAUAGCGGCUUG
Messenger RNA from Malania oleifera, 852 nucleotides. RefSeq lists its product as uncharacterized. The coding region runs from base 77 to 706 and encodes 209 amino acids. NCBI's taxonomy places the organism in Eukaryota, Viridiplantae, Streptophyta, Magnoliopsida, Santalales, Ximeniaceae. The transcript is spliced from 4 exons. The record is from RefSeq and is a predicted model, not a curated record.